GCAGGGGUCAGAGCACCUCGGGUUGGGGAAGGAGUAAGAAGUGGGGCGGGGAGCCCCUCCUGAGGGCCAGAACCCACUUCCUGUUUCACACCCUGCUGGGGAGGCACAGAGUGGGGACAGGGAACCAGAAGGCAGAGCUGGGCCUCUCCUGCCAGACUGGCCCCUAUAGAUCAGAGCCACCUGGUUUGGGUGCUCCUGCUGGAAGGAUGGAGGACGAUAAGGGCCCUGAGUACGGCAAGCCUGAUUUUGUGCUUUUGGACCAGGUGACCAUGGAGGACUUCAUGGAGAACCUGAAGCUCAGGUUUGAGAAGGGCCGCAUCUACACCUACAUCGGCGAGGUACUAGUGUCUGUGAACCCUUACCAAGAGCUGCCACUAUACGGACCCGAGGCCAUCACCCAGUACCAGGGCCGUGAGCUCUACGAGCGGCCACCCCACCUCUAUGCUGUGGCCAAUGCUGCCUACAAGGCCAUGAAGCGCCGGUCUCGGGACACCUGCAUCGUCAUCUCAGGGGAGAGUGGGGCAGGGAAGACAGAAGCUAGCAAGCACAUCAUGCAGUACAUCGCGGCUGUCACCAACCCCAGCCAGAGGGCCGAGGUGGAGAGGGUCAAAGAUGUGCUGCUCAAUUCCACCUGCGUGCUGGAGGCCUUUGGCAAUGCUCGCACCAAUCGCAACCACAACUCCAGCCGCUUCGGCAAAUACAUGGACAUCAAUUUUGACUUCAAGGGAGACCCCAUUGGGGGUCACAUCCACAGCUACUUGCUGGAAAAGUCCCGGGUCCUCAAGCAGCACGUGGGCGAGAGGAACUUCCAUUCGUUCUACCAGAUGCUGCGGGGGAGCGAGGAGGAGUUGCUGCGAGACCUGCACUUGCAGAGAAACCCUGCACUGUACGCCUUCACCCGCCAGGGAGCAGGGCUCAAUGCCUUGGACAGUGAUGAGAGGAGCCACCAGGCGGUGACCCAGGCCAUGAGAGUGAUUGGCUUCAGUCCUGAGGAGGUGGCAUCUGUUCACCGGAUCCUAGCCGCCAUAUUGCACCUGGGAAACAUUGAAUUUGUGGAGACAAAGGAGGAGGGGCCAGAGAAGGAGGGCCUAGUUGUGGCUGAGGAGGUGCUGGUGGACUAUGUGGCUGAACUGACGGCUACACCCCGGGACCAGGUGCUCCGCUCUCUGCUGGCCCGCACAGUGGCCUCGGGGGGCAGGGAGCUCAUUGAGAAGGCCCACUCCACAGCUGAGGCCUGCUAUGCCCGGGAUGCCUGUGCCAAGGCAGUAUACCAGCGGCUCUUUGAGUGGAUUGUGAACAAGAUUAACAGUGUCAUGGAAGCCCGAGGCCGGGACCCUCGGCGUGAUGGCAAGGACACAGUCAUCGGCGUACUGGACAUCUAUGGCUUCGAGGUGUUCCCUGUCAACAGCUUUGAGCAGUUCUGCAUCAACUACUGCAACGAGAAGCUCCAGCAGCUGUUCAUCCAGCUCAUCCUGAAGCAGGAGCAGGAGGAGUACCAGCGCGAGGGCAUCACCUGGCAGAGUAUCGACUACUUCAACAAUGCAGCCAUCGUGGAGCUAGUGGAGCGCCCCCCCCGGGGCAUCCUGGCAGUGCUGGAUGAGGCCUGCAGCUCCGCGGGCUCCGUCACUGACCGGAUCUUCCUGCAGACCCUGGACACCCACCAUAGGCACCACGCACACUAUUCCAGCCGCCAGCUUUGCCCCACAGACAAGAGCAUGGAGUUUGGCCGGGACUUCCGAAUAAAGCACUAUGCGGGGAAUGUCACGUACUCUGUGGAGGGCUUCAUUGACAAGAACCGAGAUUUCCUCUUCCAGGACUUUAAGCGGCUGCUGUACAACAGCACGGACCCCACCCUGCGGGCCAUGUGGCCAGAUGGACAGCAGGACAUCACAGAGGUGACAAAGCGCCCCCUGACGGCUGGCACACUCUUCAAGAGCUCCAUGGUAGCCCUGGUGGAAAACCUGGCUUCCAAGGAGCCUUACUACGUGCGCUGCAUCAAGCCCAAUGAGGAAAAGGUGGCUGGGAGGCUGGAUGAGGGCCACUGCCGCCACCAAGUUGCAUACCUCGGGCUGCUGGAGAAUGUGAGGGUCCGCAGGGCCGGCUUUGCGUCCCGCCAGCCCUACCCCCGAUUCCUGCUCAGGUACAAGAUGACCUGUGAAUACACUUGGCCCAACCACCUGCUGGGCUCGGACAGGGCAGCUGUGAGCGCCCUCCUAGAGCAGCAUGGGCUGCAGGGGGACGUGGCCUUUGGCCAUAGCAAGCUGUUCAUCCGCUCACCCCAAACCCUGGUCACGCUGGAGCAGAGCCGGGCCCGCCUCAUCCCCAUCAUUGUGCUCCUGCUGCAGAAGGCGUGGCGGGGCACCCUGGCCCGGCGGCGCUGCCGGCGCCUGCGGGCAGUCUACACCAUCAUGCGCUGGUUCCGGCGGCACAAGGUGCGCGCCCACUUGGGGGAGCUGCAGCAGCGUUUCCAGGCCGCGCGGCAGCCCCCUCUCUACGGCCGCGACCUCACCUGGCCACCAGCGCCUGCAGUGCUGCAGCCGUUCCAGGACACCUGUCAAGCGCUUUUCUGCAGGUGGCGGGCCCGGCAGCUGGUGAAAAACAUCCCCCCUUCAGACAUGGCCCAGAUCAAGGCCAAGGUGGCCGCCAUGCGGUUACUGCAGGGGCUGCGUCAGGACUGGGGCUGUCGGCGGGCCUGGGUCCGUGACUACCUGUCCUCUGCCACUGACAAUCCCACAGCCUCAGGCCUCUUCGCUCAGCGGUUGCAGACCCUCCGGAAGAAGGACGGCUUUGCGGCUGUACUCUUUUCUAGCCAUGUCCGCAAGGUGAACCGCUUCCACAAGAGCAGAGACCGGGCACUCCUUCUCACAGAUCAGCACUUGUACAAGCUGGAGCCGGGCAGGCAGUACCGUGUGAUGCGGGCUGUGCCUCUCCAGGCAGUGACCGGGGUGAGCGUGACGAGUGGGCGGGACCAGCUGGUGGUGCUGCAUACCCGGGGCCAGGAUGACCUGGUUGUCUGUCUUCACCGCACCCAGCCGGAGCUGGACAACCGCGUUGGGGAACUAGUGGGCGUGCUAGCCGCGCACUGCCAAGGGGAGGGCCGGGUCCUGGAGGUCCGUGUCUCUGACUGCAUCUCCCUGAGCCAGCGCGGAGCCCGGCGCCUCGUCUCCGUGGAGCCCAAACCUGAGCAGCCGGCGCCUGAUUUCCGCUGCAGCCGGUCUGGCUUCACCCUGCUCUGGCCGAGCCGCUGAGCUGGCCUCCUCACUGGCUCACUGCAUAAAUAAAGUCUCUUGUCCUCUUCUGGUGUGGGCCUUGUGCCUCUAGUACACAUGGGAAAUGGUCCCUCCACUCCCACCUGGACAGGACACCCCUGUGGUCCACCUGUGCCUGCUCUGUGUGGGCUGCCUGUGACCUUGGCAAAUGGCCUCACCCUGAACUGGGGCAGGAGAGGUGGGCAUAGCAAGACCCUGUCCCUGGGGCCUGGGCUUGGAGUGUGGUCUGAGAGAGGCGCAUCACCUCUGUGAAAUGAGGUCCUGUAAGACUGCCCCAUCCUGACAGCAGUAAUCCCUUUCCCGGUCUCCCAGAGGGAGGGCUCCGGGCCUGUUCCUGUCUGCCUGGUGAAGGCUGGGGUUCUGGGCCUGUCAGGUGGUGGCGGUGGGCAGAGGAGUUCCCUGGAGGAAAUCCAGAAGCGGCCACUGUAUGCAGAAAGUAGGGACAGACGGAAGAGGCAGACCACUCCAGAUUGAGUAAGCAGUCUAAGGUUUAUUAUGGGGAAAACUUAGAUACAAGGCGAGGUCCUGGGCAGCAUCAGGAUGCACAGAUCUUGGCGCUACUGCCCCAAGCUCCAGAGAUCACAUAGAGGAGCUAAUGUGCCUGCUGAAAGGGAAGAGGACUUGAAGCACUUACUGAUGGACAUCAAAGACUACAACCCUCAGUAUGGGUUACACCUCAGCAUAAAAAAAACACAAAAAUCCUCACAACUAUUUAGGGCAGUGGAACUGUUCUGUAUGAUACUGUAAUGGUGGUCACAUGACAUUAUGAUUCGUCAAAACUCAUAGGACUGUACAACACAAAGAGUGAACCCUAAUGUAAACUAUGGACUUCAGGUAAUAAUAACGUAUCAGUAUUAGUUCAUUAGUUGUAACAAGGAAACCCUGGUGGCAUAGAGGUUAAGAGCUAUGGUUGCUAACCAAUAGGUCAGCAGUUCGAAUCCACCAGGUGCUUCUUGGAAACUCUAUGGGGCAGUUCUACUCUGUUCUAUAGGGUCGCUAUGAAUUGGAAUUGACUCGACAGCAACGGUAAUUGUAACAAGUGUACCACACUAAUGUAAGAUAUUAAUAAUAGGGGGAACCGAGUAGAGGAGAGAGAAGGAAUGUGGGAACUGUCUAUACUGUCUGUUCAAUUUUCUGAAAACCUAAAACUGCUGUAGGAAAUAGUCUAUUUAAAAAAAUAUAUUCUUUUCAAUUAAAUAUCAGAUAAAAUUGUGGUGGGGGGGAGUGGGGAAACUUAGCUAAAAAGGAAAAGAGGGAGGGCAGAAGUCCAGUUUAAGAUACCAUCCUGUUUGAAAAUGCUAUGUGAACCUUCACCAAAAAUACAAUAAAAUAUAUUAAAAAAAAAAAAUUCUCACAACUGGACCAAUAAGCAAAAAAAACAACACCAUGAUAAAUGGAGAGAAGACUGAAGUUGUCAAGGGUUUCACUUUACUUCAAUCCACAACUAACGCCCAUGGAAGCAGCAGUCCAGAAAUCAAAUGACAUAUUGCAUUAGGCAAAUCUGCUGCAAAAGACCUCUUUAAAGUGUUGAAAAGCAAAGAUAACACUUCGAGGACUAAGGUGCUCCUGACCCAAGCCAUAGUAUUUUCAUUCGCGUCAUAGGCAUGCGAAAGCUGGACAAUAAAGAAGGAAGACCAAAGAAGAAUUGAUGCCUUUGAAUUAUGGUAUUGGUGAAGAAUAUUGAAUAUACCAUGGACUGCCAGAAGAAUAAAAAAAUCUGUCUUGGAAGAAGUACAGCCAGACUGCUUCUUAGAAGUGAGGAUGGUGAGACUUUGUCUCACGUACUUUGGACAUGUUAUCAGGAGGGCCUGGUCCCUGGAGAAGGACAUCAUGGUUGGUAAAGUAGAGGGUCAGAGAAAGAGAGACCCUCAACAAGAAGGACUGACACAGUGGCUGCCACAAUGGGCUCAAACAUUGCAAUGCUUGUGAGGAUGGUGCAGUACCGGGCAGUGUUUGUCUUUGUUGUACAAAGGAUCGCUGUGAGUUAGAACCGACUUGACGGCACCUAACAACAUAACAACAACAGUGUGGGCUCGUCAUGCAAACUCCCUUCCCUCAAGUCCAAAACGUCCAGAUGUUAUCGUUUGGAUCUGGGUUCCUUCAAGGAUAUUAUGUUCUUUGGCCUCCCACUCAUUUUUGGGAAUGGAAGCGUUUGCCAGGACUGUAGUCAGCUUCAGGCCUAGAGGCAGCUCACAGGUCCUGGAUCGGUCAUGUCCUCAUUUGUCCUGGAGGGAACAAAGCAGGCCUGCUGGCUGGCUGUAGGUGGUACUGCCAGGGAAUGAUGCACUGUGAGGCACCCGUCUCAGCUACCCAUUGUAGGAUAUUGGGGUGCAGGUGUCUGAGGCCAUGGAAAACCUACUUCUGAGACAGAAGGGACCAGAGUAGUACCCAGAUCUCCUAGCACUAGGGAACAGAGCUUGGUACCUGGGGUUCCACAGGGCACUCACCUGGAAAGUAGUUCAGUCAUGAGCCCCUCUCUCCUCCUUCCAUGGGCACUCACCUCUGUGUUCACAGCUGCUUCUUCCCUCUCUUCUUUGGGGCACACUAACUUCAUGGGCUUUCCUCACUUGGUUGCACAGCAUUGGUAUGGGGAAACACGACUGUCUCCAUGGCCUAAAGGUGUGACAUCUGAGGACUCAGAACUGUCCUAGUCCCUCUCCUGUGCUUCCUCUUGUUACUAUGGCUGAGCCUCCCCAGGUGGCUGACGCCAGGUCACAUCUGCCAUGCAGAUCAUGUCUGGCUGUCCUGUGCCCUAGGUGCUCAGUCUGCCCAGCAACCAGAGUCUCCCCAGGCUCAGGAGGCCUCCCUCACAGAGUAACCAGAAGUGAAAGGGUUCACAGGCUGCUUCCAUCUUAAAGUCAUAAACUAUCCUUGCAGACCACCCCUGGCAGAGGCGCUGGUAAGGAAGCCCAGCAGCCUCUGUUUGCUUUUGCCCAGCCCUCCUUUGGGCACUGGUGGGCAUGCAGAAUCCAGACCUCCUGCAAGGCCCUGUCUCCAAGUCCUUUUGUCUUAUAACUGUGCCUAUUCUCUCCCAGACAAGAAAGGCCAGGUAACACAAUGUUUCUCUAGACUAUCUUCAAUGUUUGUUUAGUGUAGGUCUCACUGACCGGCAGGUGGUCUCAGAAGCUCACCAGUGUAGUUUCUGGUUCUAGUGCCUAGGAUGGGUCCAGUGUGGGCAUUCCAGGAACAUUCACUGACCAGCUAAACGAAAAUGUUUGCUAAUGGCACCACAGCAGGGAAGGCCACCUACCAGUGAAAAAAUGAAAACAGGUUCAGGCUUAGAGAGAAAGGACCAAUUAAACACAGAGAGGGGUUUCCAGGGGGCUCUGUGUCCCCAGGGGAGCCCAGGCCACCCUGCAAGGCCAGAAGGUUCUCUCCUGGUCCUGGGGGCCUGAAGGGGCAUCAGAGUCCUUCUGACCCAGCCCCGUGCCUGGCACUGCCAGCUCCUCAUCUCUCAGAAGGGCUUCCUUCCAGCAGAAGGGUGCCAGUUUUGCAGUCUUUGGUUUUGAUCUGCUGAGGUUGGGAAGUGUUCAUAUUAAAAGAGUUUGAUUCUGGAAGUCCUAGCCAGAGCAAUUUAGGCUAGGGGGGGAAGAAAAAUCCGAACUGGGAAGGAGGAAGUAAAACUAUUCCUUUUCCCAGAUAAUGUGAUCUUAUAGAAUCCACAAGAAAGCUACUAGAACUAAUUCAGCAAAGUGGCAGGGUACAAGAGCAACACACAAAAAUCAGUCAGGCUUGUAUCCACCAGCAGUGAGCAAGCUGAAAAGGAAAUUAAGGAAACGUUACCAUUUACAAUAGCAUCUAAAAGAAUGAAGUGCCUAGGAAUAAAAUUAACCAGGAAAAUGAAAGACUUGUGUUCAGAAAACUAUAAAACAUUACUAAAACUAAUUAACCCAAAAUCAAACCUGUUGCCAUCGAGUUGGCUCCAACUCAUAGCAAUCCUGUAGGACAGUGUAAAACUGCCCCAUAGGGUUUCCAAGGAGCGGCUGGUGGAUUCGAACUGCCCACCUUUUGGUUAGCAGCCAUAGCUCUUAACCACUGCGCCACCAGGGCUCCAAAAGAAACUAAAGACCAAAAUAAAUGAAAGGACAUUCUGUGUUUGCAAAUUGCAAGGCUUAAUAUAGUUAAGAUGUCAACACUACCCCCCAAAAAAAAAAAAACCCAAAGCGAUCUACAAAUUCAA
Loxodonta africana (African savanna elephant) is the source of this 7449-nucleotide messenger RNA. RefSeq names its product myosin IG (gene MYO1G). Gene Ontology annotation, biological process: vesicle transport along actin filament; actin filament organization. The record is from RefSeq and is a predicted model, not a curated record. The transcript is spliced from 22 exons. Gene Ontology annotation, cellular component: cytoplasm; microvillus; plasma membrane. Gene Ontology annotation, molecular function: actin filament binding; ATP binding; microfilament motor activity. NCBI's taxonomy places the organism in Eukaryota, Metazoa, Chordata, Mammalia, Proboscidea, Elephantidae. Bases 207 to 3248 code for a protein of 1013 amino acids.